Wickerhamiella sorbophila is the source of this 1575-nucleotide messenger RNA. RefSeq names its product Acetyl-CoA hydrolase. The record is from RefSeq and is a predicted model, not a curated record. The transcript has a single exon. The coding region runs from base 1 to 1575 and encodes 524 amino acids. Gene Ontology annotation, biological process: acetate metabolic process. NCBI's taxonomy places the organism in Eukaryota, Fungi, Ascomycota, Dipodascomycetes, Dipodascales, Trichomonascaceae. Gene Ontology annotation, molecular function: acetate CoA-transferase activity; acetyl-CoA hydrolase activity. Gene Ontology annotation, cellular component: mitochondrion.
AUGAGCGCUAUCCUCAAAUCCAGAAUUAAGAACCCCGCUUUGCUCAACAAGCUUCGCACUGUCGAGGAGGUUGUUCCCUUUUUCGAAAAUGACAUGUACAUGGGUUGGUCCGGUUUUACUGGCGUCGGUGGACCGAAAGUCGUACCCGUUGCUUUGGCUGAUCACGUCGAAAAAAACAAGCUUCAAAACAAACUCCGGUUCACCUUGAUCACCGGAGCCUCGACCGACACCGACGUCGAGGGCCGUUGGGCUUCCCUGGGAAUGCUCAAACGCCGAACCCCCCAUCAGGUUGGCAAGCCGAUCCAGAAGGUUAUCAACGAGGGCUCUACAUUAUUCUUUGAUAAACACCUCAGCAUGGUUCCCCAGGAUCUGUGCUACGGUUUCUACACCAAGGAUCGUGCUGAUCCUGCUCGUCGCAACUCGAUCGAUGUUGCUCUCGUUGAGGCUACGGGCAUCGAUGAGAAUGGCCAGAUCAUUUUGGGCCCCUCUGUUGGUGCUGCCCCUGAGCUUGUUGCUUACGCUGACAAGGUGAUUAUUGAGAUCAAUACCAGCAUCCCAUCAUUCUACGGUCUGCACGAUAUCCAGAUGCCUGAGAACCCUCCCUUCCGCACACCUUUCCCUGUCACUUCUGUCACUGAUCGCUUCGGAACUCCUGGUAUUCCUGUGAAUCCAGACAAGAUCUUGGCUAUCAUCGAGUCUGAUGCUCGCGAUUCGGUUCCAGACAAUACGCCCAGUGACGCCAUGUCCCAAGCUAUCGCCAACCAUUUGGUGCACUUCUUCCAAAAUGAGGUCAAGCAGGGCCGUAUGCCUGAAAACUUGCUGCCCCUGCAGUCCGGCAUUGGUAACAUUGCUAAUGCCGUCGUCGAGGGUCUUGCUUCUUCUUCUUUCGAGAACCUGAACGUCUGGACUGAGGUCUUCCAGGACAGUUUCCUUGACUUCUUGGAGAACGGCAAGCUCAACUUUGCUACAUCUACCUCUGUUCGUCUUACUCAGGCCGGUUUCAAGCGCUUCUUUGCCAACUUUGAUGAGUUCAAGCAGAAGAUCUUACUCCGCUCCCAGUACAUUUCUAACCACCCCGAGAUUAUCCGUCGCUUGGGCGUUAUCGCUAUGAACACACCAGUGGAGGUUGAUAUUUAUGGCCAGGCCAAUUCCACUUGCGUCAAUGGCUCCCGCAUGCUUAACGGUCUUGGUGGCUCUGGUGACUUCUUGCGUAACGCUAAGCUCUCCAUCAUGCAUACUCCCUCCGCUCGUCCUACCAAGACUGAUCCCACUGGUAUUUCAUGCAUUGUACCCAUGGCUACCCAUGUCGACCACACCGAACACGAUCUUGACGUCGUCGUGACUGACCAGGGCUUGGCUGAUCUUCGUGGCCUUGCUCCUCGCGAGCGCUCUCGGGCCAUCAUUAAGAACUGUGCCCACCCUGACUUCAAGGAUCAGCUCUUGGACUACGUUGAAUUUGCUGAGAAUUACUGCACUAAGACUCGCAGCCUCCACGAGCCUCAGGUCUUGUCUUCCGUUUUCAAGAUGCAGGCAAACCUCGCUGAAAACGGCACCAUGAAGCUCAAGUCUUGGUAA